This is a messenger RNA of Porites evermanni, 4500 nucleotides long. The record is from the annotation of a GenBank genome assembly. NCBI's taxonomy places the organism in Eukaryota, Metazoa, Cnidaria, Anthozoa, Scleractinia, Poritidae.
GCUGGCUCAGUUGUGUUUAGGCUUGUGUUUCUGUUUUGUAUCAUGAAUUUUGGCUUGUAUUUCCCUCUGUCAUUAGAAUUUACUCGAGGUUUUUUCACUUCUUUCCUCGCGGACGAAUAUGUUCAACAAGAGAAAGACAGCGAAGCUCUCAUUUAGUAGAGCUUACAUGAAGUGUUCAGAUGUCUUUUGGAAAAUGGCUUCCCUGAAAAGUAGAGUUGUCGAUUUGAUUGCGAGAAAUCUUCGGGAACCUAAAGGUCUUGGGGGACAUUUCAUUAGGGUAAGUUUCUCUUAAAAGUUCCUUAUAAUGAAAAUAUUCGCAGAAAAUUGUACUGCUGAGUAAAAAUUCUGAGAACAGGACCAUACUUACAGGUUCUAACCUGACUUAACUCACCAAAAAUUUUUUACAACAACUUAAAAAGCUUUGUUCAUGCAGCUUAGCAAAAGGAUUGAGAUCAAGCUAAGACUUAACCAUCAGUACUGUUAAAAGAUAAUAGAGAUUAUUUACGCUAACAAAAGGAAAGAAAAUCUCUGGACAUGUAAACUAAGCUUAUCACGUGAGGCCUUUUUUCAAUAUUAUGCAAUAUUAAAUUUAUCAUCCGAAAUUUUCCCUUCAGUAAUUUUAAAAUAGGUUUGUUUCUGUUUAAAUCAAAUUUCACUCACAAAAUUGUGGUUUCUCAAAAUGUUGGAUAGAAUGUGACCAAUAUAACUCACCUAUAUUUCUGCUAUAUUAUAAAGUCUAUUUACAUGUAUAUCUUUAAUCUUCAGAUGCAUUUCUAUUAUUUGUACCGUUUCUUAAGGAUUAUGUAAUCAGAGAUGCCAUUUAAAUGAGUGAACCCGCACUUUCGCAUCAUAUUAGAAACCCUGUACACUAGAAAUGGUUGUAUGCUGUUAAGGCUUUUAUACUACUACAUGAGAAAUUUCUGCAAUUUGAUUGGCUUAGAGCAGUUGUAUUUCAGCUUAAUUUGAAAUACCCACAUGUGAAAAUUACAAACUUUUUGCGGCUAGUAGUAUAAACAAUUAAUAGCAUGAGUUGCAUGUGAUAUUUGGCAUAAAUACCACUCGUGAUAUUUCAAAAUUGUCUCAAAUUUCACUCGCCUAACGGCUCGUGAAAUUUCGUGUAACAGUUUUGAAAUAUCACUCGUGGUAUUUAUGCCAAAUAUCACUACAAAUCAUGCUAUUACCUAUACUAAUUUGUCCCCCAUAUUAUUGUAAAGGUUCAUAUUAUUCAGACACAUAAUUUUUGAAUCUGGGUUAACAUUGCCAGUAAUUAAUAGAUGUAGAAAGUUGAAUGAGGACUUUUUAACCAGGUAAAGAAGUUUUAUGUAGGUGUGCACAUAUGUAUUAGACCAUUUUAAUUCCUAGUUCCAAAAAAUUUCACUUUCAAGAAUAAAUGAGGUGAAGGUUGGGUUCGAUUGGGAAAUCCGGAUUUUGCAUUUUACAUUCAAACGCAAGAUCUGAAAACAAAUUUCACCUCUGAGAAAUCCGUCCUCAGGGUGGAUUUCAAUUAAGAAAAUCCACAUUUUAUGGAUUUCCUAAUUCUUUCAUUUGAUUGGGAAAUCCGAAAAAGGAUUUGUAAAACCAUUCUUGUGAACAGGGGUCUUCUUUUUGUUAAUUAUGUGUGUGCGUACAAGACAGCUGUUCUUAAGGACAGUUUUUCAAAUCCAUUUUCAGUUUUCCCAAUCAAACGGUAAAAAGGGAACCCAAAAACAGAUAUCUUAACGUUGAAAUCCCUUUUUUUGGAUUUCGCGUUCAAUUGUAAAUCCGAAAUCCGGAUUUUAAAAUCUAAAUUCAGAUUUCCCAAUGGAACGCACCCUAAGUGAGAACCUUUCUUGUGAAAAAUGUAAGUCUUAUUUGUAUAAGACUUUGCACUUAGCCUUGCUUUGAAACAGAGGUUCAUGGCAACUCGGUAAUGGACUAACGGCAUUGUACCAAACUCUCAUGAAGGCAUUUUUUUUUUUUACAGAAGUGGAAAAUAUGAUUUUAUUUCCUUCUUAAUAUAAAUUGAAGAAUUACAGUCUUUGUCGUUGUGUAAACAACUUGCAGGUUAUUCUUGAGAAGAGGAAUACAGGUUUGGAACGUGAAAUUGUAAAGCAUUUGAAUAUCCAGCGCGAUGACAAAGUUAUUGAAGUUGGGUUUGGUCCUGGUGCUGGGUUAAAUGCUGCUCUGAAAAACCUGGAGCAUUGUUCUGGUAAAGUGUAUGGUAUUGACAUCUCUGAGCUAAUAGUAAGUAUUACAGUGAGGCUACUCGAACUUAAUAGCCUACAUCACAGACAAUACUUAACUCGAGUUUAGUCUGUCUGUGAAACAGCGCCAAAAUCCUUGUUAUGGGUUCUCAACUGUGUACCAUGAUUGGACUGUUAAAAGAGCCAUUGUGGAUUUCCCAAUCAAGAUUAAAGGAAAUUCGAAAUGCUCUUUUGGUAAUUUGUUGAGGGGGACAUUGGGGGUACCCUAUACCGCAAUACCAUACGAAAAAGUGGCAAAUACAGAAAUACCAUGUUGAAAAUGGACGAAAUACCGAUACUGCAUUUCAAUGAUCGGUGAUGCUUACUUAACGUUGUUAUCCAUCUCGCGUGUUUUUUUAUCUCAAGCAUGUAUACACUAGAAAUCUACUUCCACCUUCGCAAGAAAACGUGAGAAGAUCUCAAAUUGAUCGGUACAACGAUCGAAAAGCCAGGUCAUUGGAUGUCAUACCAAUUUCAUCAUAUAGUAACUGUCAGAAAUUGUGUAUUCAUUUACCUUUAAGUCUCAAGUCUUCCAAAUAAUAUUGACCUACAUUAGACGGGAGAGGCCAAAUGAACAGUACCGGAAUACCGUGAAGGAUCUUCUUUUUAAUACUGAAUACAGUUAGCCAGAAGGAUAAAAAACCACAUACCGGUACCUUAGGGCUGGAUGAUACUGCAAUACCGCACAUUAAAAUCCAAAUUACUGAAAUACUGCUUGAAAAAAAGCUCAAUACCGCAAUACCGUAAACCCCCAUGUCGCCCUCUUCGUCGAGUCUGUUUGGGGCCCAGAACAAGGAAUUGAUGCUGCUUUGCAGAUAUUAUUAAUUAACCAAAGUUAAAUUACCAUGUGGCAUUAAAUUUUUGCGGGUUCUAAUUUUUGCAAUUUUUUCCAGCGAUCCACAAAAAUAAGUUCCCACAAAUAAAUAUUAUCACAAACAUUUUUUCCCGAAAAAAUUUACUCUACACAAAAAUACAGUACUAAGAAAUCGUGUCUGUUCAAAUGGACCAACAGAUUCUUUUUUUUCAAAAAUGUGACUGUUAAAAAAUGUAAAAUUGUUUGAAUUCUCCUGACCCUCAGAAACUGCCUCUUGUCAUGUGAGGUACUAGUUUUUGUUUUUUUUAGCUUUACAUUUCUUCACUGUUAUGAUUUUAAUGUUGCUUCUGUCUCAGACUUGUUGUUUAAUUGAAUUUUAAUUGGGUAAAUUGAAAACUGCAUGCUGUACCAUAAAUUUUUAUUAUUGUCUCUGUCUUUGAAAACUUAAAUUAAGCUUUGGUCAUUUUUACAGGUGCUUUAGUUAUUGAUCAUUCAUCGUCUAAUAACAUAGAUGUCAGAGUUUAUAAUGUUUUCAUUCUGUUCAUAUUUUGCCUUUUUCUUUCAGGUUGAUCAUGCACAAACGCAUUUUAAAGAGGCAAUAGAAAGGCAGAAACUAGAAAUCCAUUUGGGCAGUGCUAUGGAACUUCCUUUUACUGAAAACUUUUUUAACAGUGUGUUCCACACAAAUUGCUAUUAUUUUUGGCCAAGUCUUGAUCAAGGCAUUUCAGAGAUGAAGAGGGUCUUAAAACCAGGAGGAAUCAUGUUGACUGGGCUUGUUCAUGACAGCCUAAAGUCAUUUUCAAGUAAAGGAUUUUUUAAAUAUGGACCUAACUGGCGUCCAGAGCUGUAUAUAGAAAAACUUAAGGAAGGAGGGUUUGUGGAUGUUUCCAUGGAGACAGUAACAAAACCUUCUGGCCACAGCUAUCAGGUUAUAUUUGCCUCAAAACCAUAGAUCACAGAAGUUGGUUUUGAUCGAAUCAGGAGAAUCGCAUUUAUUUUACAUACGAAAAUUCAGGACUGAAAACUCAGCAAAACAAACAAAUUAUAAAAACUCCACCACAACAUGUAUCUUUCACAAGUCUGUGGAGAAAGGUUCGACCUAGGAACUGAGAACUGUCACCUCAUAGUGUUAUAAUGUGUAGGUAUUUACAAAAUUUGUAAAAGGUGUUAUUUACAACAGCAUAUGUGUGUUUAAAAAAAACACACACAGUGGAGAUUUAUAAAUACGUGUUCAUUUAACUAUUCAAAACUAUUUUCUAUUUUCACAGCGGGCUGAAAAUAAUAUACAUUAAAAAGAACUAAAUUCGUAAAGGAAACAAACUUAAUUAAAAGGAAAAAUACGCAAACCUAAUAAGUGAAACAGUACAGUAGUACAGUGUACACAAUGAGCGUAGCUUAUAAAGGAAUAUUUAUUAUGGAAAAGACACUAGCACUUACUUAUCUAUUAAAAGAAGUUUGGCCAAU